Molecule: messenger RNA, 2161 nt
Organism: Amborella trichopoda
Lineage: Eukaryota; Viridiplantae; Streptophyta; Magnoliopsida; Amborellales; Amborellaceae
Gene: DFL1
Product: Auxin-responsive GH3 family protein
Cellular component (GO): cytoplasm
Molecular function (GO): acid-amino acid ligase activity
Source: RefSeq, a predicted model, not a curated record
CUCCGCUCGUUACUGCCCACCAUCAAUCAAUCGUCUGGUCUCUCUCUCUUGUUUGUAGCCACCAUCAGUCAAUCGCACCUAGCAUCUCUCAUUAAUUUCCUCUUCUUCCUUCCCCAUUUUAACUUGCCUACGAAGUGGAGGUAGACAUGCCAGAAGCUAAGAAGAAUAGCAACGAUGAGAAGGGAUUAAAGUUGAUAGAGGAUGUGACGAGUAAGGCCGAAGAGGUGCAGGACCGCGUUCUUGCUGAUAUACUGAAGCGUAACGCCAACACUGAGUAUUUGAGGCGCCGUGGCCUUGAAGGCCGCACCGAUAGAGAGAGCUUCAAGCGCAUGCUCCCUGUUAUAACAUACGAAGAUAUACAGCCUGACAUUCAUCGAAUUGCCAAUGGAGAUAAAUCUCCCAUCCUUUGCUCCCAUGCUGUAUCUGAAUUUCUCACCAGCUCGGGAACUUCAGGCGGAGAGCGCAAGCUCAUGCCGACCAUCGAGGAAGACAUGGAUAGAAGGGCUCUCUUCUACAGCCUCCUUAUCCCUAUUAUGAACCAGCAUGUACCAGGCCUUGACAAAGGCAAAGGAAUGUACUUCCUCUUCGUUAAAUCAGAGGCCAAGACACCCAGUGGGCUCUUGGCUCGCCCUGUUCUCACAAGCUACUACAAAAGCAAGCACUUCACUGAGAGACCAUAUGAUCCAUUCAACGUGUACACAAGCCCAAAUGAAGCCAUCUUGUGUCCUGAUUCCUAUCAAAGUAUGUAUUCUCAACUCCUAUGUGGCCUUGCUCAGAACCAAGAGGUUUUAAGGGUCGGCGCCGUGUUUGCCUCUGGUUUCAUAAGAGCCAUUCAUUUCCUUGAACAACACUGGCGCCUUCUCUGUGAAGACCUAAGGUCCGGCUCCGUCAAUCCACACAUCACCGACCCUGGUGUGAGAGAGGCAGUGAUGAAGAUACUUAAACCUAAACCCAAGCUUGCUGAUUUUAUUGAGAUGGAGUGUAGUAAGGGGUCUUGGAAGAGCAUUAUCACUAGGCUUUGGCCUAACACAAAGUAUAUUGAUGUCAUAGUAACUGGGACUAUGUCUCAGUAUAUAGCCACACUUGAUUUUUACAGUAAUGGGUUGCCUCUUGUUUGCACCAUGUAUGGCUCUUCUGAGUGUUACUUUGGGCUGAAUUUGAAGCCACUUUGUAAGCCAAGUGAGGUGGCUUAUACCCUUUUGCCCACCAUGGCUUACUUCGAGUUUUUGCCUGUGAACAAGAGUAAUGGGGUAUGUGAGAUUUCAGUGCCAAAGGAUCUGAAUGAGAAGGAGAAGAAGGGGCUUGUGGAUCUUGUGGAUGUUGAGGUUGGGCAGGAGUACGAGCUUGUUGUCACAACCUAUGCAGGAUUGUACCGCUACAGGGUGGGCGAUGUGCUAAGAGUUGCUGGGUUCAAGAACAAAGCGCCCCAAUUCAACUUCGUUUGUCGCAAGAACGUGGCCCUAAGUAUCGAGUCCGACAAGACGGAUGAGGUCGAGCUCCACAAUGCGGUGAUUCGAGCCUCGAUCCACCUUGAGCCAUUCGAUGCAUCACUUGUCGAGUACACGAGCCAUGCCGACACCACUACCAUACCUGGCCAUUAUGUGCUAUAUUGGGAGCUACGUGAUGGCCAAACCCAUGUACCGCCCUUUGUGUUUGAAGACUGUUGCUUAACCAUUGAAGAGUCUCUAAAUAGUGUUUAUCGACAAAGUCGAGCCUCAGAUAAAUCGAUCGGGCCUCUUGAAAUUAGGGUUGUUGAGUCAGGGACCUUUGAUAAACUCAUGGACUAUGCCCUUAGCCGUGGUGCAUCAAUAAACCAAUAUAAAGCACCAAGAUGUGUGAAGUUUAAGCCUAUAGUGGAGUUGCUGGACUCUAGGGUUGUCGGCAAAUAUUUUAGUCCUAAGUGCCCUAAGUGGGUGCCUGGACAUAAGAAAUGGAGCAACAACUCCUAGACUUUGAUGACCUCGAUCGAGAAAAAUUGGUGCUUCAGGGGAAAUGCUUUUUGGAGAAGACCCUAUUUUUGUUUUUUUUUUUCUUUGAUUCUACUUUUUUGGUUUUUUUUUUUAAGUUUGUUAAGUUAUAUGAGUAUUAUUAGACAUGUAGUAUGUAUGUACAAAACAAGUCGUUAGUGAAAACAGGUUUGAGAAAUCGUAGCGUAGGGGUC